GGAUGUGAAUCCGCGCGAGAGCACAAAACUGACUGCGUGUGUGAGGUUGCCACAUAAGAGCCUUUUUUUUAUGCAAGCAAUAACAAAGAUUAGGUGGGCGUGAAAGGUGCUCUUUAGUAGGGAUAGUAAAGUACCACCAAACUGAUCUCGGUUGCGAAAAGUGCCUGUGUUUCUUUGUUUCGAAAUCGUUUUGGCUCGUUUUAAGUUUUCGCGCUCGGUAAGAACGGCGUCCCCAAAAAUGCUGACGGUGUUUGGAUGAAAUUAGCGUGAAAGUGAGUGUGCGUGUGUGUGUGUGUGGCUCGUUUUUUACGUCAGUGUGUGACUCCUUGGAUCCUGGAGGAAAUAUAUCCGCGUGCCCCGAAUAUCCGAAUCAACAAUUUACAAUAAAGCAACAAACAAAUCAACCAAACAAAACAUCACGCAGAGCAUCAACGCACAAGUUUCAACCGUCAGCCAUUGCAGUUGGCACACAUACGCUCCACCCCGGUGUAUGUGGGGUGUUGCAUUCAAGGUGAGGCUACAUCUCGGAUGCAACUGUUUUCGGGCGGACAAUGGACUACUGUGCCCGGGGUCAGCAUUUUAGCAGCAGCCGCUGUAGUAGCCGCCGGGCUCGAAUAGGGCCGUUUUGAGCCGGUCACAUCGUCAUCGGUUAGCAUCGUCGCAGUACCGGCAGCGCACUUGCGUUAGUGUACCUCGUUGGUGGGAUCGGUAUAGGUGUGCCCCCUGGGUGGGGGGCCGAUCGGAGAAACCAUCCUGCACAUCACACCCAGCAUGUUCCCGCAUGUGUGAACGAACGUGUAAAUUUGUGUCCAAUCAGCAAACAGAAGCGUCCUAACCAAAGUCAUCACAAAUAGGCACCUUCUGGACUUAAGGUCUUAAGAUAGGGAAAGUGGUUAUGCUCAAGAAAGGAAAGUGCAGUGUAGCUUAUUCAAAACAUCGUUCGGAAAUAGGAGAAACGACAAAUAUGAAGACAAUGAAGAUCCGUAGCAAGCAGAAACACCACGCUCAAACUGCAUGUGCAGAGUGAAACGCGCUCAGAUUACCGCCUCCAAUAACUGCAGGCUCGUUUGCGUAAUAUAGGGCAAACAGCAGCACACAAAAAAAAAGGAUCAAUAGUUUGGCCGGUUUUUUGUUGUUGUUGUUACCCGCACGGAGACACGGGAAAAGUACCCGGGAAAGGAUAUGAGCGUGUUCAGCGAUUUCCAGCGGAUGUGGGUGCAGCGGUUUCCCCAGAGUUCGCUCUCGGACGCAUGGGAGCAGGAUGUGCGGGCGAGCCUCGAACGGCACAAGCAAAAGAUCGCGGAACUGUCGAAGGAGCUCGAACAGGAGACGCUCUACGUUGAGUAUCUCGAACGGUUGCUGGGCGAUGUCGAGAAGUACAGGGAAGCGGGCGGUGAUCCGUCCACACUGUUCGAAGCAAAUUCCCCGGCAUCGGCUGCCAAUUUGUUGGCGGGCGGCGGUAAUCAAUUUCGCGAGCCACCCGGAAAGGCGGACGGUACGAACAACCAGGCGGGCGUGGAGGAAGUGAAUCAAAUAAUCAAAGCUGCGGCCGGUAAUCAACAAACAGCUGCAGGUACAGCACCACCCGCCGAAGAUGCGGAAGCGGCCAGUAAUGCGAUCGGCGGCGAAUCAACCGAACCAGGUGUCCAGCUGCGGUCACGUGAACUGCCGCCGAAUCGCAACAACAACAGCCCGCUGAAUCAGUGCAUCAACGAGCUAACCUCAAACCUGCACAGCCGCCGUUGCGUGAGCGAGCUGGUCGCAGCGAGCAGCGGCACCAACACCCCCAUCAACCCAACGGCCAACGAUACGGCCCAACAGUCAACUGGCGGGCAACAAUCAACCACGAACGGUACGGAACCGACAGCGAACGGGACGGCCAACCACGACGUACCGAGCGAGCCGGAACCGUCCGGACAUCCGGUACCGGAUGUGGGUCGUGCCGGCACCAACCGGACGCGCAGUGCCAGCCAAAGUGAAGCACAACCGUUGCUCGCCUCCCCGAGCCACUUCGUUACCGUGAUUGAAGUGAAAGAGUCAAAGAGCAAUGGGGGCGGCAGUGGUGGUGGUGGUAGUGCGGGUGGUGAUAAUUCAUCGCACGACAGUGAGACACCGUCGGUACCGAAGACGGCAAACUACGAGAAUGUGCUGAUCAACACCGGUGCCCGGUUCGGUGGCAGUGUGGAGAAUUUGGUUGCCGGUGAUCUACCACCGCACCAGCUGCAGCAUCAGCACAGCAGCGGUGUGAGCAGCAGUGCCAGCACGUUCCUGGAUGCGAAACAUCCGAAACCACCGGAUCGAACCAGCGACGGUGGUGGCAGCUUCACCGGUGGUAGUUCUAUAUCCGAGCGUACCUCGCAGCUGUUGGGAGCCUCGUCUGCCGCAGCCGACCUCAAGAAAAAGGUUCCCCCGCGUCCACCACCGAAAUAUGUGCGCCGGGCUGCUCCGGUUGAGCCACCGACGGUUCCAGCGAUGGCGAUGCAAAACCUCCGGAAUAAAGAUACGUCGGCGAGCGGUGGAUCGGCCAUUGGUCAGCUGUCCCAUUCCUCGCCCGAAGCAUCGGGCGCCCCGGACAGUCCCGGGACCAGCAGUUCGCUCGAGCGGAACAUUAAACCAUCGGAGAUCUAUCGUCAGAAGUCGUCCGAUUCGCUCGAUGUGAAGCUUGCCGGUUACCACGAACCAGGCAAGGCUCGUCUACCAAAGUCGGAUAGUCUCAAGUCGAAGUCGUCCAGCACGGACAGCCCUACCGGGUCGUUGGGUAAGGUGGCUGGCGGUACGCCCGGGAUCGGCGUAUCGCCGACCGGCAGCUUGGGCAAGCUGCCCACCAACAUGACCGGUAGCAGUAGUGACAGCCCAACCGGCAGCCUUGGCAAGAUGAACCAACAGCAUCAAACACCUCCCUAUGGCCAGUCGUACCAUCAGCGGCACGGUACGGAUGGUUUGCCGCACGUCGAUUCCAAGGAAUCGCUAACUUCGGGUGGUGGCGGCGGUACGGGAACGAUCGGUAGUACCGGUGGAGUUGGUCCCAUCUCCGAGCGGAUCAAAAGCUACGAAUCCAUUUCAUCCCUCAGCUCGGACAGUAUGCGCGUCAGUGGCCAACAGAGCCAGAAAGAUCAGGAACACUACUACGAUACGGUGCCGCUCGAUAACAGCGAUGGUGACUACGUGUACAUACAGCCGGGCGGUGUCGGUACCGGUUCAACGUCGAGCCGGGACGAUAUUUCAACGGUGGAAAAUGCCAGUACGCUUCUGAUGCCGUCGCAUCCGCGUAGUCACAACAGCAGCCAAACCAGCGUCCAGCUGGAACCAGAAUCUCCCGGACGUAGCAGCAACUACGUCAAUAUUGAGUACUUCAUCCACUCCAGUCAAAACAAUGAAAAUCGCAGCAGUUCCAUCGAUAGUGAUGGCGAAGGUGACGGUGGUGUACCGGUACUGAUGCGUGCGAUCUCGACCGAUACGGACGGUGGUGUUGGUGCAGGUGUUUCACCCGGCAUCGGCGGUACACCCAGUGGAAGUGGACUGUUCCGCAAGAUAUCGAACGCUAACCGGGACACCAUCAUACGGCGCAUCGUUACCAGCAUCAUCACGAGCGAAACACUGUACGUGGAGUGUUUGAACAAGAUGAAGCAGUACAUGAAGGCGAUCCGGGCGACGCUGACAACUUCGCAACCUGUGAUAUCGGAGGAGGAGUUCCAGACGAUCUUUUUCAAGAUCGAGGACUUGCAUGAGGUGCAUAGCGAGUUUCUGACGGAGCUGCAGGCCCGCCUGGCCGCACCGGACGAUGCGACCGCACCGGACACCGGUGGGCUGUGCGUGGGUGAACCGUUCCGUCGCCUGGCCGGCCAGAUACACCUGUACGGUGCGUUUCUGCACAAUUAUGGGCGUGCGAUCGAUACGGUUAAAAUGUGCAGCACGCACAGUCAACAGUUUAAGGAGAUUGUGUCGAACAUUGUGUUUAAGAACCAGAACGAGCAGAAACUAUCGCUGGAGGAGUUGCUGCACAAGCCGGUGGCGAGGGUGCAAAAGAAUGCGCUCGUGCUGGAGGAUCUGCUUAACCAGACGCCCGAGCAGCAUCCGGACUAUCAUCCGCUUCGGCAAGCGUCCAAUGCGAUACGUAAAUUCCUGCAAGAGUUUAACGUGGUGCAAACACGGUCCAUGUUCCCGAGCGACGAUAAAGCCCUCCGAAGAUUGGUAAAGAAUUCGUUCAUCGUUGAGCUUGCGGACGGCCACCGAAAGUUGCGACAUCUGCUGCUGUUUAACGAUGUGAUUGCGUGCGCCAAAUAUAAGGCGGUCGGCCGUACCGGGGAUCGGAAUGGGUUUGAGUUUGAGCUGAAAUGGUUCAUACCGCUUCGGGACAUACUGAUUUGUGAAGAGUCCGCAAACGAUCCGAAGGAAACGAGCCCGAUUAAUAUUGUGCACCUGAAGUCGCAGGCGUGCACCGUGCGUGAUCAAAUCAUGCUGGACGAGAAGGAUCGGCCGGGUGGUUCGAGCCGGGCAGGCGACAAGCACCGGAAGAAGCUAGCCGAUCUGGAGGCGCAGCUGGUACUUGCGUCACCGAAUCUGGUGUUCAAGAUUGGCAAUAAGGCGACCGGCAAAACGAUGACGUUCUUCCUCAGCUCAGAUUUCGAGCGUACGCAAUGGAUCGAGUCGAUACUGUCGUUACAGCAAUCGUGCAACCUGCCCGGUCACAUCCCAGUCCAGAUCUACGAUCUGCACGCGUGGAUAACGGCCUGUCAGGCGCUUAUUAAAACCGAGAUGGGUUCCUACCUGAUGCGAAACGCACGUGAUGAGAGCCUGCUGGUAGGCGACCUGCACCUUACCAUUCAGGGGCUGACCGGGUUCGAUCAACAGUGCGAUCUGUUCGUGUGUGUCGAGAUCGAUUCGUACGGGCACUAUUUCCGCAAGGCCAAAACGAAGCUUGUCUGUUGCAGUGCAACACCGCAGUGGAAUGAAUCGUUCGUGCUGGAGCUGGAGGGUAGCCAGAAUCUGCGUAUUCUGCUGUAUCAAGCUGAUGUCCAGCGUCCGAUUUUGCGCGCGAAGCAUAUUCUCAAAUUAAGCCGCAGCUGGAUGCAGGAAACACCCACUAGAAAGGUAUUGCAGCUGUCGGAAACGCUCAGCAUUAGCACGAUCAUACGAUUUGUACCGGGUGAGGUGACGUUGCGCCGGGUACCAACCUCCAAACCGGGCGCACUCUUUGGUGCCAAAUUGCAGCAGGUGAUCAAGCGCGAAAAGCGAGAUAUUCCAUUCAUCGUGAGUGCGUGCGUGAGGGAAGUUGAGCGACGCGGCAUGACCGAGGUCGGCAUCUAUCGCGUAUCCGGUUCGGCGUCCGACGUUGCAAAGCUAAAGAAAUCGUUCGAAACAAAUGCGUACGAGGCGGAACAGCUGCUGAAGGAGGUCGACAUACACUCGGUCACCGGGAUUCUUAAGUCGUACUUGCGCGAUCUGCCUGAAGCGCUUUUCACCGAUCAGUAUUAUCCGAAGUUCUUCGACGCGUUCAACCGCCAUUCGAACCUGAGUGAGGGUUCGCGCAUCCACGAGCUGCAGCGCAUAUUUGCUGAGCUUCCGCAACCGAACAAAGCCACUAUCAACCUGCUGCUAGAUCAUCUGAUGAGGGUACACCAGCAGGAGAUCGAAAACAAAAUGUCGCUACAUAAUCUGGCGAUGGUGUUUGGACCGACGCUACUGCGACCCGGCCCGAGCGCUACGAAACAGAAGGAUCUGCUAGAGUCAAGCACAGCCGACGUGAUGACGCAGGCCGGCAUUCUGUACAGCUUUUUGCAGGCGCGACUAAAAUAGUGUGACCGAACGAAAAACAAUUCCAUCAAUGCACGAAACGAACGAACGAAUGGCGUCCACCACACACCGCCCAGCAAAAACCGGAAUGCACCGCUCGAAAUUCGUCGCAACCAGAACUGAAUGAUUUGGUUACUGCUGUUUUGGUAUUUUUUUUUUUAUCCGGACGCACAUUGUACCGGGAUGCUUUUUGCUCAGACGAGGAUCUCCAUAUGCUCCAGAAGAGGAACAGAAAACGCCUUUCCGAUAAUUCUUUCAUUCGCUCCGCUCGCUCGCAUUAUUGCAGUGCGAGAUGUGAUUGUUUUGCUCGCUCGCUCUCACAGUAGCAGAUCGCAGAACAUAAAUGUUUAAGUAUAUAUAUGGAAAAAGCAGGAUGUAAUACACCCACUUUAGCUCGAGGGUUACAGACGUUCCGGUACGAAAGAUUUCUAGCCCAUUGUUUCUGAUCAGUACGUUCGCGGCUGAAACAGCUUUGUUGCUUGUUUUACGAAACACUACCAAAAGAUUUUUUGUUUGUUUUAUCAGUAAUAAGUUACACAUUUGUGUAUUAGUUAAGAGACCCCGGUUGGCACACAAUCUCUCUCUAUACCGUGUCCGAUAACAUGGUAUAGUGUAGUUGUAGAUAAUGCGUGCUGCUAGGAGCAUACCAGACAGAGAAAAAAGCACGACACAACAUAGCCGAAGCAAAACAUUCUCUCACCUCUUAGUUCUUAGAAACCAAAACAAACAAUGCUUGGAAAACGGAGCAGAAUUAGGAAUUAGCAAGCUAUAAAGAAAAUUCCCAAAGGCAAGACAAUACUACCCAGGCAGCUUAAUGUUUUUUUUUUUUGCUUUUUACUGAAACAAAAUCAACUGCUCGUGUUUUCUUUUGGUAGGUUAAGUGGUAUUUUAAUGUUACAGCGGUAAGAAUAAUUUUAUUUAUAAGGUAGCGCGCGCGCUACUGUAAGGGUGAAACCGUCGUUCCCCGUUGUGCAUUAGGUUAGUUUGUUAUUGCUUCAAAAGCAAUGCCGCCGUCACAUUCGGCUGUGUAUUAAUGCGUCGUCUGUUUAUUUCCCCGUACCGGAAACGUUUGCUUUCUUUCUCCGCCCGCUUAUCCCGUGUUUCGGGUACCGAGUGCCUACGUUUGUAAGAUGGUAUAACAUCUUGUUCGAAAAUAAGCGUUUCCCAGUUGUGUUUAACGUGUGAACACGUCAUUGGUGUUGUGCUUCUCAUCAGUAAUGAAGAGUUGGUGUUAGUGAUUUUUAUUUUGCUUUUAAUUUUUUGCUAAAACAUCGAAAGAUGCUAUCGAAUAACCAAAAUCGCGCAGAAAGACUAUUUCUAACACCUUGUAAAAUGCUUUAAAUGCGAAUUUGAACUCGUCUGUGUUGUUUUAAUCUGUCAUUUUGGUGUUUAUUGUUUUUUUUUUUAAUAUUUGUGACUAUAAGUAUUCGUUCACAGAUGAAAACGAACCAAAUUGCUACUCCAUAUUAUUUCUGUUAAUAGCUGUUGGUGUCUUAAGUUCAUAAGGAACAUUCCGAAGUCAUCAUGAGUACGAUGAUUUCAUUUGUAUUUUUGUUUGAUAUUGCAAAUAAUGCAAUCAAAAAUGGGAGAUUUAGCAGCGAUGAGAACACAGAAGGAAAUAAUAAUGUUGUGGUAGGAGUAUGACGUGUUACUGCGCCAGGGCACAUGGGAGAGCAUAGAGUGUGAGCGAGCGAAACAACAACAACAGGGUUCAGGGUCGAGCGAACGUGAAAUAGCAAGUAUGUGAUCACAUAAAAUAAAUCCAGAAAGGAACAUACAGCUGAAACGAAACGCAAUCUUUAUACAAACAAAACAUAUAUUAUUAUACUUAUUACAUGGGCAACUAUACAUACAAAUAGUUAUCUACAUAGACAUUUAAAACCUAAAAGCCAUUGAGAUAUCGCAAAACAAUACAAUACAUUCACUGGCAAAGUAUUUAGACAAAUUCGAAUGUAGUAGCGUUAGCGUAUGGCAAACGAGGGCGGUAAAAUAGAGUGACAGCAAUUUUUGUGCGCCAAGAAGUCAAGAAGUGUAGAGGACGAAGCUAACAAAUAUGAUGCAACGUGUAGUACAUCAGAAGGGGAUGAUAAAAAAAAGGGGAUGAAGGUAUGGAACAUGAUAGAGCAUGCAAGAAACAGUUGUGCGGUUGGGUGUGUGUGUGUGUGCAAGGCAAGAAGAAAACAAAUAUUUAAAAAGACACACACGCACGUACAUUUAAACAGGGAACACGGUUAUUUCGUCUAAAAUGCGUCAGGUCAGUUUAAAAAAAUGCAAACCAAACGAAAAAGAAAAACAAGAUAUACCACAUGAUAGUAUUUGUAUUCAAACGCCCGUAAAAUCAAAAUAGGAAGCCUAACCCUUCCGGUAUAUGCUUCCGCCCCCCUUUCGCCCACCACACCUCAUACCCGUCUGGGUCACAAACACUUUGAUCGUAAUCGUAUUUAGACAGUUUUUGACAAUUUUGCUCGAUGCGCCGAGAUUAAAAAAGAAGGAGAUAACAGAAGAAGAAAAAAAAACAGGAAGCAUUACAUGUGAAGCAAAUAAGAUAAGAGAGGAUAAGAGCUGAGCAACAUGUAAACGCAGC
Molecule: messenger RNA, 8377 nt
Organism: Anopheles moucheti
Lineage: Eukaryota; Metazoa; Arthropoda; Insecta; Diptera; Culicidae
Gene: RhoGAP1A
Product: active breakpoint cluster region-related protein
Exons: 12
Coding region: 1183-5796 (1537 amino acids)
Biological process (GO): positive regulation of GTPase activity; intracellular signal transduction
Cellular component (GO): membrane
Molecular function (GO): guanyl-nucleotide exchange factor activity; GTPase activator activity
Source: RefSeq, a predicted model, not a curated record